Molecule: messenger RNA, 486 nt
Organism: Dovyalis caffra
Lineage: Eukaryota; Viridiplantae; Streptophyta; Magnoliopsida; Malpighiales; Salicaceae
Source: the annotation of a GenBank genome assembly
AUGCAUGCUGCCAUCUGCUUUCUCAUUUUUGUGUUGCUAGCUCUCCUCCAAAUCAAAUAUCAAAACAAAGGAAUGUCCCCUUUUGAGGCACACGGUACCAUUAUAUUGCUUUUCAUUGUGUCCUCCUUUGUCUACUCGAUGGCUUUGCUUGCUUUCAUAGCUCUACUACUACGAGCCCACCAGCAGCAGUUGGAAGCACUUUGUUUCUUCACAGUUCUUAAGCACAUUUCUCUCGUUUCUGGAGCUCUUACUUGCGAUUUACUCCUCUUGAUACUCUGCCCUGCCUUUGGAUACUUUGUGUUGAUCUUUUGUGGAGUUGUCAUACUUGUGAGGGCACUCCUUGGAUCCUACCAGCAAAUUCUUGGUCGGUUGCUAGAUGUUGCAGCCACCGCAGUUUCUUCAUCAAUGACCAAUGUUUCUACAAAUCUCAACUCGACUAAUCAAGGAGGUGGAGAUCACACUACAACUCAAAUUGUUAGUGUGUAA